AUUUGCGGAUGACCAAACCAGUUUGCUUAUAGCCGUUUAAACUUCAUACAUAUCGAUUUUAUAGCCUUAGUAGACAUGCGUUGACAUAUUAUCGUUGUAGAAUGCUUUGUACGCAGAACUUGACGUUUUAUGAGUUUCGUUUCUUACCUGAAAGAGACAGCAUGUGAUAAAUUACCGAAAUAAAUCUUCCUUAGCAAGUAUGCAACAUGUUAUGGUCGAAUCUAUUGUUCUAAUAAACCUGUGUCUUAGUAUUUCAUUUCAAAUUGCAUCGAUUCAUUUAUUAACGUAAGUAAUCUCUUAUCGCAUUUCUUUAUGUAUUAUUUCCUUCAAAGUAACAUUUUCACAGUGAGAGUUUGAAAACUUGUACAAUUUGUAUGACACGACGAUUACGAUAUAGAAUUAUUCCCAAUAAUCUUUUAUAUAUGUUUCCUUCUACUUCAUCCGAUGUCUUUUUUAUUUCAAUUACGGCUUAUUUCAAUUACAUAUAUCCUAUCCAGUGAAUCCACGUACGUACACGCGUACUUAUAUAUAUAUAUAUAUAGUAUAUUGAACAAUGUCAAGGUCACGGAUGUUCCACGUUUCUUUACACCGCGUAUUCUUCAUAUUUUGCUUAUGACAUUAUGUCCACAACUACUUGUGUCGCGAAACGAUUUGCACUGUAGCUUACAAUAAAAAAGUUAAGGUAAUUUGCACAAAAAUACUUCAAGUGCUUUUAAUGUUGCAGACGAAAACGAAUGAGAUGAUGUGUUGCAUACUAUGCUGAUAUUGAAAGAUAUAUGAAAGAAAUUAAUAACAAAAUCAUAUAUGAAGAUGACCACCACGAUAGGAGACGUACAAACUCUGCAAACUUUAACGUCACACACCAGUGACGUUACGAGUAUUGAUUUUGCGAGCGAUUGCGUACUUGUAACUGGAUCUGGAGAUAAACGUGUCAGAGUUUGGCAAUGGCGAUCAGGCGAAGGGUACGUAGAGGCAUAUUUUUCGCCGUUGCAGGGGCAUAAAUAUGGAGUUACAUCUGUCAAAGUGAGCCCACAAUCGACGAUGCUAGCUUCGGCUAGUAUAGAUGGGACAACGUUGCUAUGGAAUUUACGAACAGGAUCAAAAAUUCAUACGAUGGUUCAAGUAGGCGGAGAAACUGUAAGAGUUUGCAGAUUUUCACCCGAUUCAACGUUACUUGCAACUGCCGGAGAUAAUGGACAGGUUUGUCUUUGGGAUUUGAUUCGACGCAAUUUAGUUAGAUAUUUUCAAAAACACGAAGGUGCUGUGCAGAGCGUGUGCUUUUCACCGGAUACCAGUUGGUUAGUAACUACUUGUACGUUUGGUGUCAUGAAAUUAUUCGCCACCAGCGAUAUCAUCGACUCGUGCUUUACCGAUAACCAAGCGAUUACUGCCCUCGCCUCGAUAGAUGAUGCUCAUGAUUUAGGUGUCGUAUCUUGCGACUUUUCAACCUGCCAAAAGAUUACAGGUAACGAACCAUUCACGAAAGUGUACCAACUAGUUACUUGCGGUAAUGAUCAUUACGUAAAAUUAUGGGAGGUAACUGUGAUACAGUCGAAAUGCGAAACAUCCACCGUGAAAAUAAGCCUGUUCAGAAUCAUGGAAAAACACAGUAGUGCCUUAACUUGUGUUUGUUUCAAUGCAAACGGAUUAUUCAUCGCUAGUAGCGGCCUUGACAAAACAGCGGUAAUCUGGGAAACGGAUACCGGAAAAGUAAUGGCGAUAACAACAGGACAUAACAGAUAUGUAGCAUGUUGUGCGUUCUCGAGAGAUGGAAAUUUAUUAGCUACAGGUUCCAACGAUAAAUCCGUAAUUGUUUGGGAUCUUAAAGGAAACUUAUGCUUCGACUCGGAACUCGCACGACGAUUUACACCUGCCUUAUUUUUAGAUAAUCACGAAGAGAGCGUCGAAUAUGAACAAACUGUAAUGAAAAACGCGGAAACAUCUGUUAAUGACGUUCAACUAAUUCAAAGAUUAGAAGAGCACGGUGGAGUAAUAAACAGCGUAGCUUUCUACGGAAAUCAUCUUAUCGCUUCUGGAUCUGGGGACAAGUUAAUACGAAUUUGGAGCAUCGAGACCGAAGAGGGAGCCAAUGCUGAAAUUAUUACGAAAUUUCAAGAGAAAUCUUAUAGCCCGUUGGAUGGUCAUAAAUAUAGUAUAAACCAUGUGGAAUUUAGCCCUUGUGGUCGUAUGCUUGCCUCCUGCUCCUUAGAUGGAACUGUUAUCAUCUGGGAUACCGAGAACGGUUCUCAAGCAAAAUCUUCCUUCGUGAAUUCGGGAUCCGGUAUCCGUGUUUGUCGAUGGUCACCGGAUGGUACUAAAAUUGCUACAGCUGGAGAUGAUGAAAGGACGACAUUAUGGGAUGUGAAUAAUAUGGAGGAACUUUGCAUUUUCAGUGGUCAUGCCGAUGCAAUAAACGCGAUUGCCUUUACACAUGAUUCCUGUUACUUGAUUACGGCAUGCAACGAAGGUACUUGGAGGUUGUUUCAAAUCAGUGAUAACAAAAAUUGUGAAGCGGUGAUUAUUUGUGGCGAAGCUCAUGACUUAGGCGUCCAAGGGUGUGAUUUUUGUCCAACAUCUAAUUUUAUAACUAAUGGAAGAAGUGAGAAUAUAAUUAGCAACAAACUUUCUUAUCUAUUAGCAACUGGUGGCAAUGAUUCCUUGGUUAAGUUAUGGGAAAUAACAAUUGACAAAGAUAACGUAAUCUCAUCAGGUAGUAGUGGAAGCAGUAGCGGUGAUGUACGAUAUAAAGAAAGAAGAUCUUUCGCCGGACAUGGUGGCAAUGUGACUUGUGUUCGAUUUCCUCCGAUUCAAAGCGAAAUCUUAGGAAGCGUAGCUACUGAUAGAACGGCGCGUAUAUGGAAUGUAUACUCUGGGACGUGUUUGUACGUGCUAGAAGAGCAUGAAAGUCUUGUAACUGCCUGCGCUUUUUCGCAAGACGCUUCUCUUUUUAUUACAGGUGCUCUAGAUAAAACUGUCUUAAUCUGGAAAAUACCUCAACAGUUGAUUUCGCAAAAUAUAUUAAUAAAUAACUUAAAAAAUAACAGAAAAAGGGUUGCGGACUGGAAAAUCGAUGAUACGUUGAGAUGGUUAGACGAAAUAGGCUUAUCGAUAUUAAUUAAGAAAGCUAAUACGAUUUCUUUAACGGGACGACAUUUACUUUCUCUAUCGGAGAAUGAAUUAACAAACAGACUGGACAUAGAACAAGAUGAAGAGACAGCGGAAGCAUUUAAAACACAACUGUACUGGUUAAAACGUGAAGACAAUAAUUCUUCGGAAAUCCCUAUAGACGAUAGCGAAAUAUCUCAUGAAUUUUUAUGCCCUAUCACGCAUGAAAUAAUGAAAGAACCCGUCCAAUGUUCUGAUGGAUUUACAUAUGAAAAAGCUGCUAUAAAUGAAUGGUUUUUAUGUGGGAAAUAUACAAGUCCAAUGACGAACAAACCUCUUCGAGAUACUUCAUUUACCCCAAACGUUAUACUCAGGAAUGCGAUAUACACUUUUCUUCAUGGAAAUCGACCAACUGAUGACAUUUAAGUGUUGCAUCUAAUGGUUAUGCACUCUCAUGAACGGGUAUAUGAAGUUUUAAAAGGAACAAAUAAUAAAUACGCACAAAAAGUUGUUAACAGACUAAUCAACAAAAUCGAUAUAACAUAGCAAAUAUGUACGUACAUUUGUGAGAAUUUUGUAAACAUCUGUUAAUAAAUAUAUUAAUUGUAUAAA
Molecule: messenger RNA, 3717 nt
Organism: Bombus pyrosoma
Lineage: Eukaryota; Metazoa; Arthropoda; Insecta; Hymenoptera; Apidae
Product: WD repeat, SAM and U-box domain-containing protein 1-like
Exons: 18
Coding region: 805-3531 (908 amino acids)
Biological process (GO): protein ubiquitination
Molecular function (GO): ubiquitin-protein transferase activity; protein binding
Source: RefSeq, a predicted model, not a curated record